Messenger RNA from Staurois parvus, 339 nucleotides. The record is from the annotation of a GenBank genome assembly. NCBI's taxonomy places the organism in Eukaryota, Metazoa, Chordata, Amphibia, Anura, Ranidae.
CCCAGGACCCUGCAUUCACUAUAUCUGGUCUCCCUGGACCCUGCAUUCACUAUAUCUGAUCUCCCCGGACCCUGCAUUCACUAUAUCCGGACCCUGCAUCCACUAUAUCUGGUCUCCCCGGACCCUGCAUCCACUAUAUCUGGUCUCCCAGGACCCUGCAUCCACUAUAUCUGGUCUCCCAGGACCCUGCAUCCACUAUAUCUGGUCUCCCAGGACCCUGCAUCCACUAUAUCCGGUCUCCCCGGACCCUGCAUUCACUAUAUCUGGUCUCCCCAGACCCUGCAUUCACUAUAUUCGGUCUCCCCCGGACCCUGCAUUCACUAUAUUCGGUCUCCCCGG